Messenger RNA from Gorilla gorilla gorilla (western lowland gorilla), 6588 nucleotides. RefSeq names its product RasGEF domain family member 1C (gene RASGEF1C). NCBI's taxonomy places the organism in Eukaryota, Metazoa, Chordata, Mammalia, Primates, Hominidae. Gene Ontology annotation, molecular function: guanyl-nucleotide exchange factor activity. Gene Ontology annotation, cellular component: plasma membrane. The transcript has 14 exons. The record is from RefSeq and is a predicted model, not a curated record. Bases 201 to 1601 code for a protein of 466 amino acids. Gene Ontology annotation, biological process: Ras protein signal transduction.
GCGUUGCUCCGGGGCCGCCGCCAGGCGCUCGUGCGGGCUGCGCUGGGAGCCGGGCGGUCGGGCGGCGGCGGCGGCGGCGGCGGCGGCGGCGGCGGGCGGCGCCCCGGGUCCGCGGCGCCCUGGUCCGCGGCGCCGAGGCUCGCACCGGGAGCUGCCCAUGGGCCGGGCCCGGAGUUCCGGCGCGCCGGGAGCCGGCAGACAUGCCACAGACGCUGAGUGCCUCCGACAUGGUCACCCCAGGCAGCCUCAGCCCACCCGCCACCGAGCCCACAGAUGGCGAACAGGCUGGGCAGCCCCUCCUGGAUGGAGCUCCAUCCUCAGCCUCCCUGGAAACACUGAUCCAGCACCUGGUGCCCACAGCCGACUACUACCCCGAGAAAGCCUACAUCUUCACCUUCCUGCUGAGCUCUCGCCUCUUCAUCGAGCCCCGGGAGCUCCUGGCCCGGGUCUGCCACCUGUGCAUCGAGCAGCAGCAGCUGGACAAGCCGGUGCUGGACAAGGCCCGGGUCCGGAAGUUCGGCCCCAAACUGCUGCAGCUGUUGGCCGAGUGGACCGAGACCUUCCCAAGGGACUUCCAGGAGGAGUCGACUAUCGGGCACCUUAAGGACGUCGUGGGCCGCAUCGCCCCCUGUGACGAGGCAUACCGGAAGAGGAUGCAUCAGCUCCUACAGGCUCUGCACCAGAAGCUGGCGGCUCUGCGCCAGGGGCCAGAAGGUCUGGUGGGUGCCGACAAGCCCAUCUCCUACAGGACCAAGCCGCCAGCCUCCAUCCACAGGGAGCUCCUUGGUGUCUGCAGCGACCCCUACACACUGGCCCAGCAGCUGACCCACGUGGAACUGGAGCGGCUGCGGCACAUCGGGCCUGAGGAGUUUGUCCAGGCCUUUGUGAACAAGGACCCUCUGGCCAGCACAAAGCCCUGCUUCAGUGACAAGACCAGCAACCUGGAGGCUUACGUGAAAUGGUUCAACAGGCUGUGCUACCUGGUGGCAACUGAGAUCUGCAUGCCAGCCAAGAAGAAGCAGAGGGCCCAGGUGAUUGAGUUCUUCAUCGACGUGGCCCGCGAGUGCUUCAACAUCGGCAACUUCAACUCCCUCAUGGCCAUCAUCUCCGGCAUGAACAUGAGCCCUGUCUCCAGGCUGAAGAAGACCUGGGCCAAAGUGAGGACAGCCAAGUUUUUCAUCCUCGAGCACCAGAUGGACCCAACGGGGAAUUUCUGCAACUACAGGACAGCCCUGCGAGGGGCGGCCCACCGCUCCCUGACGGCCCACAGCAGCCGAGAGAAGAUUGUCAUUCCUUUCUUCAGCCUGCUCAUCAAAGACAUCUACUUCCUGAAUGAGGGCUGCGCCAACCGCCUUCCCAAUGGACACGUCAACUUUGAGAAAUUCCUGGAGCUGGCCAAGCAGGUGGGGGAGUUCAUCACCUGGAAACAAGUGGAGUGUCCCUUCGAGCAAGACCCCAGCAUCACCCACUACCUGUACACCGCCCCCAUCUUCAGUGAGGAUGGUCUUUAUUUGGCUUCUUAUGAAAGUGAGAGCCCAGAGAACCAAACAGAAAAAGAAAGAUGGAAAGCUCUAAGAUCUUCUAUUUUGGGGAAGACAUGAAAGCGCUGAGCUGAGGGACGAGGAAGAGAUGGAGCCCGCAGAAGCCGUCCACAGCCCUGCCUCAGUGGCCCAGCGGGCAGAGGCCGGGGAAUGCCUCACUAUUUUGCAAAUGCUGACCCUGUGGCCUGCUGCCCCCCUCCACAGUGGCCAUACGGGCACAGGAGACCUUUUAUGGGACUUUGGCCCUGGCAGGACCCAGGGCCUCCAGACGUGCGGGCGGCACAUGCCUUGGGGACAUCCUGCCUUCAGGACCGUGGGGCCUGGUCAGUCUGUCCAUUCUCGGCAAGGACACAACACUGCCCCAGAGGGUGGGACCCCUGCAAGCUCGAGACCUUGCUUGGUGACAUGUGCCACUUUGGCCACCACCCACAGUCUGUCACCAGGUGGCUUGGGAACUUCUGGAGCCACAGCAGGCAUCACGGUGCGACGUGAGAUGCCUGCGCCAGCCCCGAGCCCACCGGCAGCCACUGCCAUUCCGCCCAUGGUCCCUCACCCUGCCCUGCCGACGAGCUUGUCUCUGCAGCCCCAGGUACCCCCUUCCUGGAUGCUGCUGGCCCCAGGAGAUGGCUUUCUGGUGACAGCUGUGGAACGCGUCAGCAGGACAAACUGGACACAUGGAGUUACAGUGUACACGGCAGUCCCGCCACCCAGCCCCCUUGUAAACUCUAGUCGCUAUAAACACACCCGUACGCCUAUCCAUGUCCACCCCAUGUCCACCCCAUGGCAGGUUUUCAACUCAGCCCGGGGACUGUUGUAGCCACAGUUCAGGCAUGGGACUGGGUAACUGUUUCCCAUCCAGAGACCCCGUGUCGUGCUCACAGAGCCUGGUGCGUGGUGGAUGCUCAGUUAACCUUUGGUGAGCGAUACCCACAGCCUUGCCUGGUGCCCCUUGUCUAGAGCAGGGCAUGAGGAAGCCAACAAAACUCCCUUGGCCCACCAGCAGGCCCCUCCCACAGCCCCACCCUGUCUGUUUCCAGCCCCUCACAAACUGAGCCAGCAAGCAGUGGGCCGGGGAGCAGCUGAGACCCCACCUGACACGUGACAAGGUCAUCUAGCCAGGAAGUCAGGGAGUGCAAUUUGCACCCCCUUUGCUGGUCAGGGCCUGCUGGGUGGCGGAUGGGUUGAGGAGGGAGCGCUGGGGUGCACUGACCCACCCUGGCCCGCUCUAGGCCAUGUCAGGCCCCUCAGUGGUGGAGUCCCACUCAGUAUCAGACUUGGCUGUCCUAGACUUGGGUCCUGUCUGGGGAACGGGCAGAGACAGGGCCACCAGCAGCCGGUGCCUCAGCCAACUCAGGGAUUCUGCUUGGUGAGCCAGGACCACAGCAAGGCCCCAGAAGGGCCCGGCAGAGGCACGGGGCCUGCACAUCGGGGCCAAGCAGAAUCUGCCCUGCACCACUCCAGCCCACCUCUUCCAUCUGAGACCCCAGGGACGGCAAGCAGUGUGGAGAGGUGGGGGCAGGGCUCCCGCAGGGCCUGGGCAGAGCCCUGGGGGCCAAACCCCAGGAGUUUGGGGGGUUCCAGGAGCUGGUUAGAGCCAUUGUCUCACCCUCACCCCUACCUGGCACCCUCAGUCCCUGGCACCCCUUGGGCAACAUGAGAAAAGCCCCCUCCAGAGGUCAGCUGGGAUCGUCCCUGCCUCCUGGCCACACCAGUAUGCUGUUCCCACUGCCUGACAUGCUGUUCCCAACCUUGUCGAUCCAGUCACAGCUGCAGCCUCAGGUGCAGGGCCCAUCUCCCAGAAGCCGUUCCUGGCAGCAGCCCCCCAGUGGCCCAGCGCAGGAUGGGUAUCAGGAGGAUGGCCAGGUGAAGCUGGGUGCCCCGAGGCUCACCCCAGCAGGGGAGGCUCUGGGGCAGGAGGGAAGGAGGCAGCCCACAGCCAGCCCCGUGGAGAAGGCAGGGCUGGGGGCUCAGGCUGAGCACAUUUGUGCCUCAGGAUCCUCCAGGGGGCCUUCAACCUGGCUCUGCACCCCUCUGAGCAGCUGCUGUGUGCCAGGCCCUGGUGCGGCCAGAGGGCGUGAGCUCCCUCAGAGAACCCACCCAGACACGGUGUGGCUUCUCCAGGUGCAGCCUCGGAGCCCAGGGAGGCCUUGCUCACAGCCACACGGUCUGCUCCUUGGCUCAUGGCCCUUCCCUGCAGAGGCGUCUUUGUCCUCCUGUAGUCCUGGCUCCAGCGUCAUGGCCAGCCAGAUGGGACGGCCCCCGGGGCUCCACAGGGCAGGGCCUGUGCCUGUGGGGCAGGUGUCAGCAGCGCAGGUGGUGCCCCGGACUAAUGCCUGUGAGCUCGGCGUGGCACCAGGUGAUGCGAACCCCUAACGCCACUCAGUCGAACCGCAGGCACGAGGCGAGGCCUGGCCAUGGGCUCUCCUUCACCGCCUGGGCUUCUUCUCCAGGGAGGGAGCCGGGGUGGCGUGGAGGCUGCAGACCGGAAGAUUCUUCCCUGACUGGGGCUUGCCUCAGAGGCCCUGGGCCUGGCUGGGGUUCCAAAUUGAUUUAUUCUCACAUGGGGGACCCCUGGGUUCUCUGAAAUCCCUGCCCCCCAUCACUGCAUCACUGGGCACUGCCGCCCACCCCAAGCAAUUCCUUGGGAAAUGGUGUCUUGGUUCUGGCUGCUGUAAUAAUACCAGAGGCUGGUAAUUCAUACACAACGGGAAUGCGUUGCUCACAGUUCUGGGGGCUGGGAAGUCCAAGAUGAAGGCACCGGCUGAUUCAGUGUCCGGCCCCUCACAGGUAGUGCCGCCUGCGUGCCCUCACACGGAAGGGGGUUGCAGCUGCCUCCAGCCCCUCUUAUGAGGGCGCUAAGCCCAUUCACAAGGGCACCACCCCCAUGACUUACCCACUCCCCAAAAGACCCCACCUCUUAAUACCCUCACACUGGGGAUUCCGCUUCAACAUGGGAAUUUGGGGGUCACCAGCAUUAGACCACAGCAGGCAUCUCCAUCGUGGCCAGCAACUUAGCCUGGGAACCCAGCCGCAUCCAGUCCUUCAAAAAGUCCAUGCAGCCCCCAGAGCAGAACCCCAGAUAACCUCAGAGGUGUGAGUAGGGCUGCCCCAGGGACUGUUAGCAGUCUCUUCCCUAACAACUCAGGGACAGAUAAACAAAUGCUGACAUGGCCCCUCAUCCUUCACAUCCCUCAGGCAGGCGUCAGACCUCAAGCCUCUGCAUCUCCCAACCCUGCAGGUCUCCUGAGCGGUUCUCCAAGAGGGGCAACCCCCUCACCCCGUGGAAGUGCCCCAUGUACCCACAGCACCCUCCGAGCUAUGCCCUCCCCCGUUUCUAGCUCCCGACCACUGACUCACCCACCCAUGGGUCAAGGAGGUGAGCAGCUGGGAUCUCAGUCAAGAGCCCCAUUUGGGAUAUGCCUCAGCUGGAAGCUCAUACUUCACACCUGGAAACUCAAACGCUUCCCCCUGACACCGAGUCUCAGGCCAGCACUUCACCUACAGCCUAACAAACCCCGCCAGCUAGGUGCUGUCACCAUCCCCCUUGGCAAGUGGGGAACAGAGGCUCAGAAAGGCUAAGCCACUGCUCAUGGACAACAGCAUGGAGAGGCGGGGCCUGCAGGGUCUGUCACCUCCACAGCUCUGCUCCUAACCAUGGUGUGGGGCAGAGGGGUUUCUGCUGGCCACCUGGGCUUCCCAUAGUCACACUCAAGGUGACAUGCAUCUUUCCUCUGCUCCUGCCUCCUCCUCUUUUGCAGGUCCCUGAGCCCCCUGUGUCCCCUGGUGUUUCAGGAGGACCCUGCACUGUCUCAUUCAUGCUCAAGACAAAAUCUGCCACAGCCCAGCUCCCCUCUUGCACCUGCCCCGGCCCUCUGCAGGCCCUGCUGGGUGAAGCCAUGCCUCAUACCCAGCCAUAGAGAAAAGCAGGCCUCACUCCCUAUCACGCCACCCUCCAUCCCCAGGCAUCCAGGCCAUGUGGCUCAUGGCCCACUGCACAGAGUCUUCAGUGAAAAGGCACCAUUUUCACUCCCCAGGACUCAGGUUGGGGUCCUGGGGUCCUGGGGCCAUAGGCCAGGAGAUGGAUCCAAUAGGAAAACCUCGAAAGGCCUGACGAGAGGCUCCUCAACCACAGUGGGGCCCUUGCCUGUGGCUGGGCGGGGUGCCUGACACCGUCCUCUUUAGCAUCCCACCCUGCGCCUCCAGGUAGGACCGAAGAGAUGGGAAGUUUAAGUGGAAUGAAGGGAUCUAAGGCAUAAGCUACCCCCACUACAGACCAACAGACCUUUACCAAGUGGGCAAGCUGACAGCAGUUCAGCAAGGAGGAGACGGAAAUCCCACAUGUCGGGGCAGAGGCCAAGGGUAAAGAACCCCACAGGACAGACCAAGGAGCUUGACGUUUACUCCAAAGGCUCUAGGGGAGCCAGUGCAGAGUUCUGAGGGUGGCAGUAACAUGGUCAGUUUUAAAAAGAUCUCUGAUCACUUUUGACCCAACACUUCCACUUUUCCAACCUAAACUCAGCGAAAAAACCUGAGACCAGCACAGUAUUUGCAUAACGGAGAUGUCACGGGCGGCCUCCAUCGUCCUGCUCCUGUACCAGCACGUGGGUUUGCUCCUCAGCCCAGCCCAGCACCUGGAGAGCCCAGUGGAAGGCCCUCAACCAGCAGGAGCCCGAACCCUUUCUUGCAGCCUCAGUGGGAGAUGGGUGUGUGCUCCUGGCCCUAUGCAGGAUGGGCUGACAGCGAGGGGCUGGUGGGACAAUAAGACUAGUGCACCCACUGGGCGCGGUGGCUCACAGCUGUAAUCCCAGCACUUGGGGAGGCCAAGGUGGGUGGAUCACUUGAGGUCAGGAGUUCAAGACCAGCCUGGCCAACAUGGUGAAAACUCGUCUCUACUAAAAAAUACAAAAAAUUAGCUGGGUGUAGUGGCGCGUGCCUGUAAUCACAGCUACUCAGAAGGCGGAGGUGGGAGAAUCACUGGAACCUGGGAGGCGGAGUUUGCAGUGAGCCAAGAUUGUGCCACUGCACUCCAGCCUGGAGACAGAGCAAG